Protopterus annectens (West African lungfish) is the source of this 1844-nucleotide messenger RNA. RefSeq names its product hepatocyte cell adhesion molecule-like. The record is from RefSeq and is a predicted model, not a curated record. NCBI's taxonomy places the organism in Eukaryota, Metazoa, Chordata, Ceratodontiformes, Protopteridae. The transcript is spliced from 10 exons. Bases 270 to 1412 code for a protein of 380 amino acids.
AGCACAUCUGCUCCUGAGAUGCUUUGCAGAGGUAGCUGCUUCCUUUGGUUUAACGGGAGAUGCACAGUCAUAUGUGUGCUUCCUGUAGUAUAUGUCUUUUAGUAGCACACUGAAUCUUACAAUUAAUAACCCUUACUACUGUGUCUGUGUCUGAAGCCUGCAAAGCUCAACAUCUGCAGAAUGAAGUCUUCAUGAAUGAUAUGCAUUUCAGCUCCUUUCUGUCCUGAAUCCAAAGGCAAUCCAAGGAUGGCCAGUGGGCUGUUUUGUAAAUGACCUCUACCAAAAGCCAAGUCAUGAAUGAGUUUGAAUCCUCUUUGUUUCUCUUCUUCUGUAUAGCUCUGCAAGCUGUUGUCUUACAGCCUCCACCAGUACAACAAGUCUUUGCGCAGCUCCAUGGCCAGGUUUUGUACGAUAUACAGCCUGCAUCUCUCACAUCACACGAUUUUCAGUCCAUUGAAUGGAAGAGAAAAAACACCACAAUCCUCAAUUGCUGGUCUUCCAGCAGAAACUGCAUGAAUCUGGGAGAUUCUAAAGACAAAGUAAUCUUUAAUUUUGACAAUAACAAAUUAAUUAUAAAGGAUGUGUCCGAAUCAGAUGAGGGUGACUAUGUACUAAACAUUAUUACCUACAAUGGGGUAGUAAAGCAAACACACGUCAGACUUCUUGUGCUGGUUCCAGUGUCUGGUCCUCAAAUUACAAUUUACAAAAAAUAUAUCCUACCGUAUGCAGUGAACAUGAGCUGCAGGGUUCAGCAGGGCACAGACCCUAUAUAUGCCUGGUUCAAGGAUGGACAGCUGAUUUCUGAAAGCACAUACCGCCUGUUCUCUAACAACAGUGAUACACUGCUGAUCACAAACAUAACAGAACAGGAUUGUGGUAUUUACAUUUGCUCUAUAAACAAUCAGCUAUCUAGGACAGAGGCUAAACAACAGGUUGCAGCUGAAGACUUCCCAGUGUGCCCUUCUUCUGCUCGCAUGAGCACUGGAGAAACUGUUGCUUGUGUUGCUGGGGUGUUUUGUCUCAUAAGUCUCAUUGUAUUAGUUCUUAUGGCCCGACGUUACAAAAAUCACUACCAGGGAAUCCUGGCAUGCAUACAAGGAUUUAUGCAAAUUCACCAAGAACAGGAAGACGGCAACAACAGAGGAAGGGCCAGACUAGAAAGAUGGAGCAUACAGUCAUAUACAAGCAACAGAGGGUGGAACAGAAGGGAGAAUCAAAGCUUUCAUCUGCAAUUCCUGGAAGAGGAAAUCCAAAACGAGGAAAAUCACCAAUUGGACCCUGAAAUAUCUGAUGAAGAUAAUCCCAGUGUACGAUAUGUCUACCUCGGCUUUUCACCAGCUUUGGGAUCCAACGAGAGACAAGCAGAUGAGACAGAUGAAUCUGGGUACGCCACUGUAGGGCCAUGUAGAUGACGUUGAGCCAUCCUUUAAUGAAAACACCAUCCCACGAUUGCUUCCUCACAGUGAAAUGAAGAAACCAGCCUGCCUAGGGCUGCUUAGUAGUGCCAUGGUACAGUAUGAGGUUAGCAACUGUGUAUUGUGAUACUAGGGGCAUAACAUACACAGACAUCACCUUUGGAUGUGGUAGACUCAUAAGCUGCAUGGAUUCGGAGGAUAUAGAGGAUCCACAUAACACAACAUAGUACAUCACUACUUAGGUGACGGUCAGACUACACCAGACCUGAAAGAGGUCUGAGUUACACGAAUGUUUGUAAGGCUGUUUAGCGAAGUGCAUACCUCUCAACCUCUUAGAGCAAGAAAUCCAGACAAAACCAUAAAUAAUGGAGGAACGAAGACCCAAAAAUAGGGACAAUUCUUAAAUAUUGCUUUUAGAAACUUAGAAAG